AUUCCCCAAAAACAUUAUGCAAACGCCAUAAAAAUCUAUCGCUUUGAUUAUCACGUUUACAGAAUUCAUUCUCCACAUUGGUAGAGACGGAAGAUCAUUACAGAGUUGAAACUGCUCAAUGUUCUACUAAUUAUUUCUCAUUGAAUUUCAAUUUGAAUUCUCCUUCCAAAAAUGUCUCAACUCUUAUCUUCCACUUCCACUUGUUUCCCCUUCCUAACUCAACCUCCUUUUCUCAGAUUCAAGGGUGCACUAGGUUUAGGUAUUAAGCCAUUUCAUGCAUCUCAGAAGAUAAGACCUAAAACCUCAUGUGCUAUGAAUAUGUCUGCUGCACAUUCAUCAGAUGAUGAUAGAAAACUGCAAUUUGACCGGUUGAUUAACAAAGCGCGUAAGCUUUGGGACAAUUCUCCUCAGCCAGUGAAGAAUUUCCCUUGGAACGCUGCACUGGGAAACUUCAUUGAACUUGUUAUCGAUCUUACUUUGGCUGUUGUCAAAUAUCUUUAUGUACCUGUGUUUACAGUUACUUCCAUCAGCGAGUUAUCCUAUUGCGCACGUCAAAGGAAGCUUGUUCUUGUUCCUGUUCCGAUUCUCCUUGGAGCUGCUGUUGCUGGGAUCCUUAAUCAGACUGCAUUGGAGUUGUCUCCACGGCUAAGGGAUGCAGAAGUUCCAUGGCAUUUAAUUGCAAUUGCAAUUCUCUUCACACUGAUCAAAUUGCCAGGUCCAUAUUACCCUUAUUGGGGACGUAUACUAAUUCCUCACUUUGCAAAUGGAGUUUUAUUGAGGGCUCUAUGGUUUGCAAUAUUGUGGUAUAGAAGACCUAAAGUAUUGAAGAUGUCAGAGUCUGAGAGUUAGUUAAUCCCCUGAGCUAUGGUACAAGGUUGCAAAGUCCAUUUCAGUGGAAACAAAAAUUCUCACAUAAUGAAGAAGAGCUUGGAAAUUCAAACAGUACAUUGAGAAUUUAAUUGAAAUUAGAAUUCACUGUUGAGAAAAGAUGUAGACUGCUAUACUUGGCUAUUUGUCAUGAGAAUGGCUGAUAAGAUUUUGUUGAAUGAUCCAGAUAAUCAGGUAGAUUAGCAUUAAAUUGAUGUCAGUAGCGAUUCAUCCUUUUUGUAUAAGAAUAAGUAUUUAGUCUUGUCAUGCUUCUCAAACUUGUGGAGAAAGGGUAAAUGUUUUUGUUA
Molecule: messenger RNA, 1175 nt
Organism: Vicia villosa (hairy vetch)
Lineage: Eukaryota; Viridiplantae; Streptophyta; Magnoliopsida; Fabales; Fabaceae
Exons: 4
Coding region: 172-849 (225 amino acids)
Source: RefSeq, a predicted model, not a curated record